UGCUAUCGCGGCGUCAAACUCUUGCAGAGGCCGCGCCGACCCCCAUUCGGGCCGUGCAAGUCUCACCGAUUGUGGGUAGUCGGCGAGCUCUCACAGCCUCCAUCCCACAGCAAUUUUCUUUGAUUCAACCGCAUUAGGCGGUAAGUGACCACUCGGCGCCUAGACGCUGCUUCUUUAGUCGGCGGCUCCUUCACAGCGCCCAAGGUCGCAGCCAUGUCGCUCAGCAUGCGGAGCUCCAUUGUGGGCCAGUCUCUGGCCUUCAAGCCUGCCACCGCGCAGGUUCGCGUUGCGCGCGUGCUCACCGUGGACGCCAAGAAGGUCUGCGACCUGACUGGCAAGAAGCGCAACAAGGCCAACUCGGUCUGCUUCUCUAACAAGAAGAGCCGCAAGUGGCAGGAGCCCAACCUGCAGAACAAGAAGGUGUUCUGGGAGGAGGGCCAGCGCUGGGUGAAGCUCCGCAUUUGCACCAAGGCUAUCAAGACCCUGGAGAACAAGGGCAUCGCUACGAUGGCUGCUGAGGCCGGUAUCGAUCUGUGGAAGCUGCCUUUCGAGGACGCUCGCCCCCAGCGCAAGGCUUACCUGGCGGAGAACGCUGGCAAGGUGCCCGUGGGCUCCAACCCCCGCGCGAUGAAGAACGCGGAGAAGCUGGCUUCCUCCAAGAAGCAGCCCAAGUACCCCGUGUACGAGGAGGGUGGCCGCAUCGUGUUCAUCCGCCCCGGCAUGGAGGACCUGAUCUUCGGCAAGAAGGAGCAGCAGGCUGCCCCUGAGGACCAGGAGCUGAAGAUCACCCUGUCGGAGUAAGCAGCUGGCUGCAGCAACAGCAGCACCAGGCCACGUGGUGCCUGGUGACAGCGUGGGCUGGCUCUGGCGCUGAAGCGGGCCGCUGUCAGGCGAGAGGGCCGCGGCAGCACACGCAGCAGCGGCGCCGGCAGCUGGACGGCGGUAGAAGUCACAGGGGAGAGGACGAUUCAGCAGCGCCGUCGCGGCGUAUGUGGUGACGGAGGCGGCGGCCUCACGCGGGAAUGGCCGCGGUGCGCGCUCGCCGCGGCCUUUCGGGGCGGAGGCAGGCGUAUCGCGGGCUAUUGGAAAUGGUGGAGCAGUUGGCAGGAAAAGGUUAGAAAAUGUGGUUGUGGUCGGGGCUGGCGGCCCCAGCGGCAACAGACGGCGCAGCAGCGGACGGAACCUGUCGGCGGUCUCACAGAGCAGUGUGCGCGUGGGGCUCCGCGGGCGUCUACGGCAGCCGCCAUCCACGGCCUCGUGGCGCAGCGGGUCGAGGAGCAGCCCCGUUUCCCAUGGGCGCCGUGCCGCCUCGUGCGGCACGGGAUUGCUCUUCAGCCAACAGCGCGCUGGUGGAGUCGUGGAGGGGCCGCUCCGCGUGUGGGGCCGUGACGGCCAUGCAGCCGCCGCCGGCGUGCAUCUGGCAGUUUUCCUGGCCCUUUCUCAGAGGGCUGGUGCACCCGGCAUGCGAGGCGCGUGGGCGUGGCGGCGCGGGCGCGGGCGAUGCAACAGCGGGUUGUUGGGGAGAGCCAACAAACGCUCUCGCGGCCGCAUUCGUGUAGUUGCUGUGGUUCACGUGUGUCUAGCAAGGACCAUACCUGACGAUUCUGUCUGUGGCAUGCAGCUGGGGGCAGUGGGAUUCAACGAAGAACGUGAGCAGGUGUGGGUAUUGGCCACCAAGCCCCUCUGCGCGUUGUUUCCAAUUGCACAGUUAGGUUUGUCUUUUGAGUCUUGGUUACAGCAUUUGCGCAAAGGAUUAGCAGUGCGACCUUGGUUAGGCUAUGGCAGGCGGCACGCAGCCUGUUAAAUGAGGAUGCUGAGCUCGGAGGGGGCAGGAGCGCGCGUGGGAACGGCCAACACAAAAUGCGUGUAACAGCGCUCCAAG
This is a messenger RNA of Chlamydomonas reinhardtii, 1882 nucleotides long. RefSeq lists its product as uncharacterized. The transcript is spliced from 3 exons. Gene Ontology annotation, biological process: translation. Bases 214 to 801 code for a protein of 195 amino acids. NCBI's taxonomy places the organism in Eukaryota, Viridiplantae, Chlorophyta, Chlorophyceae, Chlamydomonadales, Chlamydomonadaceae. Gene Ontology annotation, cellular component: ribosome. Gene Ontology annotation, molecular function: structural constituent of ribosome. The record is from RefSeq and is a predicted model, not a curated record.